This is a messenger RNA of Tribolium madens (black flour beetle), 1834 nucleotides long. Its product is annotated as protein yippee-like 2. Lineage: Eukaryota; Metazoa; Arthropoda; Insecta; Coleoptera; Tenebrionidae. Bases 154 to 633 code for a protein of 159 amino acids. The transcript has 6 exons. The record is from RefSeq and is a predicted model, not a curated record.
ACGAGUGAUCUAGUGUGCGCCUGUCACUGCAUCGCACUGACAGCUAGCAGUUCGAAAACAUAAGCGUCGUAUUUAGUGAAUUAUUGAGAAAAACUGGAAGUGAUUCGUCUAUUUUCAAGUGUCAACGUGUCAUUCCUUUCAUUUCACACACGCAUGAUUUCAAAAGUUGUUUUGGGCCUAGCAUCAUGCGGUAAUGUUUGUAAAGGGUGUGACAGCUCCGCAUGGCCUGCCGUCGCAGCCAGCAACAGCAGCAGCACCACCGCCGCCACAAGCAGCAGCAACAGCACCAUGGUGAAGACGUUCCAGGCCUACCUGCCACAAUGCCACCGCACCUACUCGUGCAUCCACUGUCGGGCCCAUCUCGCCAAUCACGACGAGCUCAUCUCAAAGUCAUUCCAAGGCAGCCAAGGCCGGGCUUAUUUGUUCAAUUCAGUAGUGAACGUGGGCUGCGGCCCCGCCGAGGAAAGAGUACUGUUAACAGGUCUUCAUGCCGUCGCCGACAUUUACUGUGAAUGUUGCAAGACGACUUUGGGCUGGAAAUAUGAGCACGCUUUCGAGUCCAGCCAGAAAUACAAAGAGGGCAAAUUCAUCAUCGAACUAGCACAUAUGAUCAAAGAAAACGGAUGGGACUGACGUUAUUGAAUCUCGUUUCGCGACGAAAAUGCAGAAAAAAAAUAAAGGACUGUCACGAAAUAAUUUCUGUUUUCUCGACUGGACUUAACUCUCGACAUUCGUUCGGGACGAUUUUUCUAUUUUGCCAUCGUGUCUUUUGAUUUCGAGCCUUUAAAAAGCCAAAUGAUUUUUGAUUUUUUGGAAGUUGGUGACGUCGGACCAGGGAGUUUAUAUGUCAAUUUUCGGGUGAAUGAGGACGGGCACUGCGACUAUACCUAAAACCUUCAAAUCUUCACGACAAUUCAGCUCUUUUGAAAGCAUUCUGUGGUAGAUGAACUGUGUCUGUGGUAAUGAAUCUGUGGUAACGAAUGCUGUGCACUGAUAUCACUAUUUAGGACUUUCGACGGCGGUCUCGUAUUUGCGAAAGACAGAUUUCAGUGCAUAUUUAGAAGUAAUUUAUUUAUAUAUUUCGUGUAUCACAUGGUUUUCUAACCGUAACUAGAGUUAAGAUGUUCGUUUUGUUUACUUGUAUUUCAUUAAUGAGCAGGCAACAAAAUUGUAGGCGACUAAAUUCACACUUGAAAAUGUUCCUAUUUUUCAAGACGAUGCUCACAUGUUGAUCUCAACGACACCUACAAUUCUGGCUAAACUGCUCAUACGAUAAAUCUAUAACCACAACAAUAAAUAAAUUAGUUUGUAAUGCAAUGUAACACAUAUUUUUGUAUUUAUAAUCGUAAUACUUAUCUUUGUAUGCAAAAAAAAAAACGGACAACUUAAAAAACUUUCAAAGACUGAUCUUUCAAGGUCAGUCUUUGAAAGUUGAAAUUUUGUGAUAGUUUCUUUGUGAUAUAUUUUUCUCGUGUUGAAGAAUUGCUCUUUUGACCCCUUAGAAUCCCCCAUUGUUUAUUUUUAAGCAAUUCUUCAUCAUUCUCUUAAGUUAGUGUGACUCUAGUUACUUUAUAAUCGAAAACCUAAUAGUUGUAAGAUCACGCGGCAAUCUCACGUUUCAUUCAUACUGCCAGUAGCAUUAGCGGUGUCAUUUAUGUCAUAUAUUUAUGGUAACAUAAUCUUUUGUAUUGUUUUUAGAUUAGUUAUACAUUUUUUUAAGUUAAUAAGCCUCCAUUUUAAAAUGGACUUAAUUUAUUAUACAACUGGGUUAUGAAACUUGAUUUUUUGUGACUCAUGCGAAAUUAUUUACAUAAAUAAACGUAAAUAACCAUUC